ACAUGCAAUUGUAAUUGUAGGGGACUUUAAUGCACCCCACGCGGCUUGGGGAUACCGUUUGGAGAACGUCAAGGGUCGUAAUCUAUGGUUAGACGCUCAGCAGGAGGGUCUCACUCUCGUAACGGAUCCACAGGCGCCCACUAGGAUGGGUAACAGUGUGAGCAAUGACACCACACCAGACCUAACUUUUACAAAAGACACACCUGAUGCAAAAUGGAUAAACACACAAGAAAAUCUGGGUAGUGAUCACUUCAUUGUAGCAACAACUGUACACGCAGGCCCAUCAAGAAAGAAAGGCAGGAAAAUAAUGAUUGUCGAAUGGGACUCCUUCCGCAAAAUCCGGGAGGAGGAAGCUGAUGAAGUUAUACAUGACAUCGAGAUUUGGACUAAAAAACUUCAUCAAAGUGUGAUACGAGCCACUAAGACUAUUCCGGAAAAAGCGGGGAUAGAGGAGGCGGACAGCAAACUCCUACAUAUGUGGGAGGCAAAAAGCAGCAUGCAGAAACGCUGGAGACAGCGAAAACUUAAUAGAAACCUGAGAAGGAAAAUCGCCAUGCUCAAUAAGGAAAUAGAGGACUAUGCGAAUAGAUUAAGCCGUCAAAAUUGGGAGGCCACGUGCAACGCCAUGGAGAGACAGAUAGCGCUACCUAAAACCUGGAAUCUUCUGCGUUAUCUUUUAGACCCGGAAAACAGCAAGUCCACACAACGACACUGCCUGCACAAAAUAAUUCACAGAUACAAAGGCACGGAAGAAGAACUUUUACAGGAACUUCAAAGGCUAUACGUAGGAAAUACAACCAAAGAACAACAACAUCCAUAUACUGGUAAGGAAAACCCGUAUCUUGACAGCCCCAUAACCGAGGCUGAAGUUCGAGCGGAACUCAUCAGGCUCAACACGAAAUCCACGCCAGGCCCGGAUGGAAUCACCAACAAGAUCCUGAGAAAUCUCGAUGAUGAAUCUAUCUCGGCCCUCACCAAGUAUAUUAACAACUGCUGGGAACAGGGUAAUAUUCCACGUCAAUGGAAAACCGCCCAGGUUAUAAUGAUUCCAAAGCCGGGAAAGAAACUUCAACUUGAGAAUCUCAGGCCUAUAUCGUUAACGUCGUGUGCUGGCAAGCUCAUGGAGCACGUCAUCCUCACACGUCUAACUAAUUACAUGGAAGACAACGGCCUUUUCCCGCACACCAUGAUUGGGUUUAGACCAAAACUGUCCACACAAGACAUUAUGUUGCAAAUCAAACACCAAAUCAUAGACGCGGGACCUCAAACACUAGAUACAAAAGCUAUCCUUAGUCUUGAUCUUACGAAGGCUUUUGAUAAUAUCACCCACAGGGCUAUUUUAGAAAACUUACAAGGCCUAGGAGUGGGGCAACGAACCCAUGCGUAUGUUAAAGACUUUCUCUCUGACCGUAUUGCGCAAAUCACAAUCGGUGAAGUGAAAUCCAAAGAGAUAGAACUCGGAAGCCGGGGCACACCACAAGGAUCAGUCUUAUCUCCCUUUCUUUUCAAUGUAGCUAUGAUUGGCCUGCCAGCAGAACUAGAAAAUAUAGAUGGAUUACAGCAUAGCCUGUACGCCGAUGAUAUCACCCUUUGGGUAACAGGUGGAAGUGAUGGGCAGAUUGAGGAAAUCCUCCAAACAGCCAUACAUAUGGUUGAGAAAUAUGUCGUGGAUAAAGGAUUGAGAUGCUCGCCGCAAAAAUCAGAAUUACUUCUAUACCGACCGACACGCAGGGGCCGUAAGAGUUCUACGGAUAAACCAAACAUCACGCUUUUUGUAAAUGGCAACCAAAUACCAAUUGUCGACAGCAUUAGAGUCCUCGGCCUCCACGUAUCAGCGAACGGUCACAACGGGGAAACAAUCAGAAUACUAGAAAACAGCGCACAACAAACAAUGAGACUAAUUAAGAGAAUUGCUAAUCGCCAUUAUGGGAUGAAAGAGAACAAUCUGGUACGACUAGUCCAGGCUUUUGUCAUCAGCCGCAUAGUAUAUGUAACCCCUUACCUAAAUCUCCAAGUAGCAGAAAAGACAAACAUCGAAGGCAUCAUUAGACGAUCAUUCAAACAAGCCAUAGGUUUGCCGAUAAACACAUCGAAUGACAGGCUGCUAGCUUUAGGUGUCCACAACACGCUCGAAGAACUCAUAGAAGCCCAUACGAUAGCGCAAUAUGAAAGACUCUCGCAAACACCUACUGGCAGACACAUACUUAACAAGCUUAGAAUAACAUACGCAUCACAAUAUGGCACUAAAGUAGGCAUUCCCCACGACAUAAGGAAGAAGCUUAUUAUCCCACCGCUACCCAAAAACAUGCAUCCCGAGCACCACAGGGAAAGGCGGGAGGAAAGGGCAAGGGCUAUGCAUAGGAGAUUUCAACGCUCUCAGGACGUGGUGUACGUCGACGCGGCAGAGUACACGACUAAUCAGAAUAUGUGUAUCGUUGCAGUGAACUCAGAAGGUGAGCCUAAAGUCAGCGGAUCUAUUAAAACCAACAGAGCCGAGGUGGCUGAGGAAUCGGCCAUUGCUCUCGCAAUGGCUUCCACACUGGCCACGAUAAUAGUCAGUGAUUCUAAAACCGCCAUUUUAAAUUACGCAAAGGGGCGCAUUUCGCCGGAAUCACAACGUAUCCUGGCAAACUUCCGCGGUGAGCGAGUUGUCCAUAUCAUCUGGGCGCCUGCGCACUCCUCCCUCCCCGGCAAUGAGGCGGCCGACACCGUGGCUCGAGGACUCACAAGCCGAGCCACCGGGGCGCCGCGGCUGGGGCUGACAGGGGACCGGAUGGUUGGCUACAGGGAGAUAACUAACCAUUACAGAUUGGAGAGGGUGCGUUUUCCUCCCGCACACGCAUCACUUAAUAAGCAGCAGGCGGUGGCAUGGCGCCUCCUUCAAACAAAUACAUAUCCAAAUCCGGUGACUUAUAAUCAUUAUUACCCAGACCAACAUUCGGCCAAUUGUAAAUUUUGACAAGAAAGGGCGGACCUGGAUCACAUUAUCUGGGCCUGCCCUCGGGCGCCCCGACAGGGCCAAAAAAUUCAGGAUCGGAAGCAGUGGGAGACCGUGUUGCUCAGCUCGGCCCCCGAAGACCAACUUCUGGCUGUCCAGCAGGCCGAGGAUGCCGCUAGAGCCCAAGGGCUUCUGGCCGCCAUCUAGGCGGGGUUGGCCCCCCCACAAAUCUGCCGGCUAUAUAAAUAAAAGUUAUUUC
Dermacentor andersoni is the source of this 3197-nucleotide messenger RNA. Lineage: Eukaryota; Metazoa; Arthropoda; Arachnida; Ixodida; Ixodidae. The record is from RefSeq and is a predicted model, not a curated record.